AUGGGUAUCGAUAUCAAGAAGCACCACGUCAGGAACGGACGCCGCACGGCGCCCAAGAGCGAGGACCCUUACCUCCUCCUCCUCGUCAAGCUCUACCGCUUCCUGGCCCGCCGCACUGACUCGAAGUUCAACAAGGUUGUCCUCCGACGCCUCUUUAUGUCGAAGAUCAACCAGCCCCCGGUCUCGGUUUCGCGCGCCAUCUACCUUGCUGGCAACCGCGGCGGUGUCGCCAAGAAGGAGGGCGAGACGCCCAAGACGAUUGUCGUCGUCGGUGCCAUCACUGACGACAACCGGGUCCUCGAGCUGCCCAAGCUCAGCAUCGCCGCGCUGCGAUUCACCAACACUGCGCGCGCCCGCAUCGAGGCGGCCGGCGGCGAGUGCCUGACGCUCGACCAGCUUGCCCAGCGUGCUCCUACCGGCUCGAACGUCAUCCUGCUCCGCGGCCCCAAGAACUCGCGCGAGGCCGUCAAGCACUUCGGCUUCGGCCCGCACAAGAACAAGAAGCCCUACGUCCGCUCCAAGGGCAGGAAGUUCGAGAAGGCCCGUGGUCGCCGUGCCUCGCGUGGCUUCAAGGUGUAA
Pseudozyma flocculosa PF-1 is the source of this 579-nucleotide messenger RNA. RefSeq lists its product as uncharacterized. NCBI's taxonomy places the organism in Eukaryota, Fungi, Basidiomycota, Ustilaginomycetes, Ustilaginales, Ustilaginaceae. The record is from RefSeq and is a predicted model, not a curated record. The coding region runs from base 1 to 579 and encodes 192 amino acids. Gene Ontology annotation, biological process: translation. The transcript is spliced from 3 exons. Gene Ontology annotation, cellular component: ribosome; cytosolic large ribosomal subunit. Gene Ontology annotation, molecular function: RNA binding; structural constituent of ribosome.